Molecule: messenger RNA, 361 nt
Organism: Kickxella alabastrina
Lineage: Eukaryota; Fungi; Kickxellomycota; Kickxellomycetes; Kickxellales; Kickxellaceae
Exons: 1
Coding region: 113-328 (71 amino acids)
Source: RefSeq, a predicted model, not a curated record
UCUUGGACAGCCUUACUGAACGUGUGCGGGUCGUCGCUUUCGCUGCCAGCGUCUGUGGCCGCUGCGCCUUUGUGGGUUUCUAAGUGCAAGUAUUUUGGAAAAGAAAAAGUCCAUGGGCAUUCAAAGUUUUCAGUUUAGUGUAGUGUUGGCAUAUCAAUCAACUUUUUUGCUUUUCUCAAGAGCCCGGGGUAUCGCCAACAGCAAAAUGUUGGUCUCUACUACUGUUGGCCAUAUGUUGAUUGAUGUGUACAGUGUGUUACGCACCAAAGAGCCUGCUAAUGGCUGUCAGCGGCGAGUGGAUGUGCUCGCGGAUCGCGUCGGUAGCUAACGCUGUCGAUGCUGCUGCUGCGACGUUGGUAUG